This is a messenger RNA of Coniosporium apollinis CBS 100218, 759 nucleotides long. RefSeq lists its product as uncharacterized. NCBI's taxonomy places the organism in Eukaryota, Fungi, Ascomycota, Dothideomycetes. The record is from RefSeq and is a predicted model, not a curated record. The coding region runs from base 1 to 759 and encodes 252 amino acids. The transcript has 2 exons.
AUGUCCACCACCGACGCCCCACCCGCCUACACCGCGGCCCCAAACGCCGCCCCCGCCCUUUCAGUCAACUCCCUCGCGCCCCCAGCAGACGACCCCUACACCUUCCUCAGCAGCUUCGACACCGUGUUCCUAAUCGACGACUCCGGCAGCAUGGCCGGCUCGCGCUGGGCCGAAACGCGGUCCGCCCUCGAAACCAUCACCCCGAUCUGCGUGGCCCACGACGCCGACGGCAUCGACCUCUAUUUUCUGAACCGCGCGGACAGCGAGUGGUACCACAAUGUGAAGCUGUCCAGCACCGUGGCCGAGAUCUUCAGCUCCGUGAGGCCGGGCGGAGGCACGCCGACGGGACAGCGGCUCAAUGGCAUCCUGAGGCCGUAUCUUAAGCGCUACGAGCGGAGUCCUGAGAGCACGAAGCCGCUGAACAUCAUCAUCAUAACAGACGGGGAGCCCUCCGACGACGUCGAGAGCCCCAUUGUCGCGGCGGCGAAGAAGCUGGAUAAGCUUGAUGCGCCGGCCUGGCAGGUGGGCAUUCAGUUCUUUCAGGUUGGGAGAGAGCCAGCAGCCAAGGCACACCUGAAGCAGCUGGACGAUGAGUUGGCGGAGCUGGCGGGGGAGGAGGAGCUUAGGGAUAUUGUGGAUACGGUGCCGUUUACGGGCGCCGAGGGUGGAGAGUUGACGGGGGACGGGAUCUUGAAGGUGGUCCUAGGAGCUGUGAACCGCAGGCUCGACCGUAAGAAGUCGAAGGACUUGCAUCGCUGA